AUGGACAUCUACCUGGUCAACCAGGCCGUCUAUCCAAACACGCAAAAUCUGGUUGCAACCAAUGUGGAUACUAGUCUGGGCGAAUACACAAUCAACGCCAAAGACGUCAAUGUCGACGUAGGAAAGGGGUACCAAGUCAACUUUGUCUCGCCCAAUGGUGGUAUUCUAGCUCAGUCGCAGCAGUUCAAUGUGACUCCAGCUAAGGCUACGGAAGCCUCUACCUCUGGUAAGGACUCCAGUACUGCCAGUGGAAGUUUAUCUGCUUCUGCUGCUACCUAUGCAUCAAGCUCGAUGCUUCCCACUUCCUUCUCAGCUUAUACAUCCCUCCCAGUCUCUUCGACCACUUCUAUUAGUUCGACUUCUGCUUCUUAUACUUCUUCUUCAGCAGCGUCCCUUACUUCCUCGACUGCUACUCACUCAUCCAUCAGUUCGUCUACCCAUACCAUCCCUCAUUCAUCUACUGCUUCUUCUGCCCUUACUUCUUCUUCUAUAAGAGCUUCAUGUGCGUCUACCCCUAGUACGAAGACUUCUACCAUCUGCAUUAUUGGCCUUGUUUCAAUCCGCUUCAAUCACUUGAACAUCAUAUAG
Molecule: messenger RNA, 588 nt
Organism: Penicillium taxi
Lineage: Eukaryota; Fungi; Ascomycota; Eurotiomycetes; Eurotiales; Aspergillaceae
Product: GPI anchored serine-threonine rich family protein
Exons: 2
Coding region: 1-588 (195 amino acids)
Source: RefSeq, a predicted model, not a curated record